CGAAGCGAGGGCUGGGGGGGUGGGGCGGCCGAGGGGGAGCCCGCGCCGCGCCCGCCGCCGCCAAGGGAGCGUUCCGGGCCGACGUCAGGGGACGCGUCGGGAUAAAUAGGGUCCCGCAAUGGCCGAGGCCGGCUGCGCUCGGAGCUGCCGGGUCCGCGACUGGAGCUGCCCGGGCGGGUCCGCGCCCCGCAGGCUGAGGGCUGGCGCUGCUCGCGCUCGGUGCGCCGGACGCCGGAGACCCCCGGCCGGCCCCCGCGGGCCCCGCACCGCUGCCGCCGGCCGCGCGGGCCCAGAGCCACUUCCGCGCCCCCAAAGGACGUCCUCCCCGGGGAAGGGAGGACGAGGCACUAGGCGGGCAGCAAGCCGGGGGCCCCUUCUGCCCGUCGGGGCGGCGGCGCGCCCGGGCAGGGCCAUGCUGCUCUCCGUGCUGGCGGCGCUGUGCCUGGGGCUGCGCCUGGCGCUCGGCGUGCGCGGCGCGCCCUGCGAGGCGGUGCGCAUCCCCAUGUGCCGGCACAUGCCCUGGAACAUCACGCGGAUGCCCAACCACCUGCACCACAGCACGCAGGAGAACGCCAUCCUGGCCAUCGAGCAGUACGAGGAGCUGGUGGACGUGAACUGCAGCUCGGUGCUGCGCUUCUUCCUCUGCGCCAUGUACGCGCCCAUCUGCACGCUGGAGUUCCUGCACGACCCCAUCAAGCCGUGCAAGUCGGUGUGCCAGCGCGCGCGCGACGACUGCGAGCCCCUCAUGAAGAUGUACAACCACAGCUGGCCCGAGAGCCUGGCCUGCGACGAGCUGCCCGUCUACGACCGCGGCGUGUGCAUCUCGCCGGAGGCCAUCGUCACCGACCUCCCCGACGACGUGAAGUGGAUAGACAUCACGCCAGACAUGAUGGUUCAGGAAAGGCCUCUUGAUGUUGACUGUAAACGCCUAAGCCCCGACCGUUGCAAAUGCAAAAAGGUGAAGCCCACUCUGGCGACAUAUCUGAGCAAAAACUACAGCUAUGUCAUCCAUGCCAAAAUAAAGGCGGUGCAGAGGAGCGGUUGUAACGAAGUAACCACCGUGGUAGACGUGAAAGAGAUCUUCAAGUCCUCGUCCCCCAUCCCUCGAACGCAGGUCCCGCUCAUCACAAAUUCUUCCUGCCAGUGUCCUCACAUCCUGCCCCACCAAGACGUCCUCAUCAUGUGUUACGAGUGGCGGUCCAGGAUGAUGCUUCUUGAGAACUGUUUAGUUGAAAAAUGGAGAGACCAACUCAGUAAAAGAUCCAUUCAGUGGGAAGAGAGGCUGCAGGAACAGCGGAGGACCGUUCAGGACAAGAAGCGAGCCGCGGGGCGCACCAGUCGUAGCAACACCCCGAAGCCAAAGGGCAAGCCGCCUGCUCCCAAACCAGCCAGCCCCAAGAAGACCAUUAAAGCCAGGAGCGCCCAAAAGAGAACAAACCCCAAAAAAGCGUGAGCCAGCUGCUUUCCAGAACGGAGACUGUCUCUCAGGAUGAGGCCAGGCACUGCCCAGCCAGCCUGGGGAAGGCCCCGCUCCCCCUGCCUUAACAACUGCAAUACUCGUAGACACACUUUGCGGCAUUUUUCUUAAUGAUCUGCUUCCAUUUUUCUUUUUAAGCCACCACAAGCCGUAGUGGUAGGUAUGUCAUUUGGCGUGGAAGGUACAGGAAAGCUGAAAGCCGGUGGACAAAGCUGCUCGCGGCAUUCAGAGUAGCCUUCGUGCUGCCUCCAGGAGAGCUCAGUGUGGGGGAAAGAUGCUUUGGUGCUUACCAUUUGACCUAAUAUGUGCAUCGUACAAUAAAUGCCAUAUUACAAGCCAAACACCCUUUUUUUUUUUACAAUAUGUUUUAUUUCAGUUUGACUUGUGUCAUUAGAAGGUUCGUGAUGUUGUAAGAGGUGAUUGAAAAUACGAUUCUAAGGAGGAAAGCAGGAGGAAUGAAUGUCUAAAAUAUCUUUAUGUGUUUGCUGUUUGCGGAAGAAUCUCUGUGAUGAAAGGGAAUUUUCAAACAAUCUAGAAAAGCAGGAUAUGGAAAAUUGUAAUGAUUUUUUUUUUUUUUACAAAGAGCCCUUUCAGCUCAUUUUUAGCUAGAAACUCUAGAAACUAAAAUAAUAAUGAUGAUAACUAAGUCAAUCAAAGGGAAAGGCAGACACACCACAUCUGAAUCCUUGUUUCCUGGCUACCACGCCGUGGGUAGAAAGGCUCUUAACUCACAUUCGUGAUGCUUCUCCUUGGUAAUCGUUAUGCAGCACCAGCAACCGAGCUCGCGUCUCCUAUUGUGACUUAGGCACCAGUGACUGAACCCCCAAGAAUUUUACACCCGUGGAUGUUGUGCUUAUCUCAUUUCCCGGGACAUCCUAGGUAUCUUGAUGCCAAGUCUGAGAGAAUUUUCUCUGCGCACAGCUAGUGCUUAAGAAGGUGCUGUGGGCCCAAUGCUGGUGGGGGGCAGGACUCCAAAGUCCCUGGUUCUCAGCUGGCACCCCCGGUGGUACCCCUGCCACACACCAGCUCUGCGCUCGAAAAGGCAACUACGGUCGCCUCUCUGUUCAAGGAGGUAGAGGAACGCUCUGAAAGCUGAAGUAUAAAAUCUCCUUUAGCCUUACCAAUGUCCCUGCUUCUCAGGGAAGGCGUGAUGUGACCUGUCGUGCUCACAUGAGGUCAUUAGCCACAUAAUCUACUUCGAUCUCUGUAGCCACUGGGACACAGAAGUGAGGUGUGUGGGUAAGCCCCGGGGAAAGUGGGGAAAUGGGGUUAAUAAGGAGGCGGGCAUGGGCUCCCCUCUCCUGUGUCACCACCGCAGGGCAGUGGAGUUAAAGAAGUCCAGUGGAUGGACCCACACAAGGAUACCCAUAAAAUACUUGGUGUUUCUGCUCCAUUAGAGGCCAAAGUUCGCUGGCCCUUAAGGAAAGCCGGAGAGGGGUUUGGCAUCGUGCCCACACCAAGGAAACCUACCUAAGUCCAUUAAAAGGCAUUGGCAGCCUAGCCCGCCUCCUCAGCA
Ailuropoda melanoleuca (giant panda) is the source of this 2993-nucleotide messenger RNA. It is a transcript of the gene SFRP4, whose product is annotated as secreted frizzled related protein 4. Gene Ontology annotation, cellular component: cytoplasm. Bases 119 to 1453 code for a protein of 444 amino acids. Gene Ontology annotation, molecular function: Wnt-protein binding. Lineage: Eukaryota; Metazoa; Chordata; Mammalia; Carnivora; Ursidae. The transcript has 7 exons. Gene Ontology annotation, biological process: canonical Wnt signaling pathway; non-canonical Wnt signaling pathway. The record is from RefSeq and is a predicted model, not a curated record.